Pyrus x bretschneideri (Chinese white pear) is the source of this 831-nucleotide messenger RNA. Its product is annotated as AP2-like ethylene-responsive transcription factor At2g41710. The coding region runs from base 145 to 705 and encodes 186 amino acids. NCBI's taxonomy places the organism in Eukaryota, Viridiplantae, Streptophyta, Magnoliopsida, Rosales, Rosaceae. Gene Ontology annotation, biological process: regulation of DNA-templated transcription. Gene Ontology annotation, molecular function: DNA-binding transcription factor activity. The record is from RefSeq and is a predicted model, not a curated record. The transcript is spliced from 2 exons.
GGCCUUGCCGAUGGACUUGGUUGGCUCUCCGGUUAACGCCGCUGCUACACAGCAUGCACUUUGAAAAGCAUCCUAAAUUACGCAACUACCCCGCUUCUCAUCCUAGCCGUUACAACCUUUUCAACAAUAACUUGCCGAAGCAUCAUGACUGCCAUCAAGAAAACAAAACAGGGGCACAUUCGUAAUUGCACCUCCCCUUCAUCUUCUCUCACUGUAGCUUUUCCCCUCCACGGUGAUUCACUGAAACGAACAGAAACAAAACCCAAACAACUCACUCACACUCAGGCACUCAUCUCUCUCUCCAUUUCUCUCUCUUUAGGGUUUUGGUUUGGGUUGAACUGGAGUGGUCCCAAGACCGAAAGCAGCGGCAGUGGCGGUGGGGAAGCAGAGGCGUCGGAGGAGGUGAUGGCGACCGAUCAGCUAAUGGUGUACAGAGGGGUGAACAAAGCGAAGAAGGAGAGAGGAUGUACGGCAAAAGAGCGCAUCAGCAAAAUUCCUCCGUGUGCUACUGGAAAACGCAGCUCCAUUUACCGUGGAGUCACUCGGCACAGGUGGACAGGUCGUCAUGAGGCUCAUCUCUGGGAUAAAAUUACUUGGAAUCAGAACCAGAAUAAGAAGGGAAAACAAGGUCUCACUUACCAAAUAUAUAUAUAUAUAUAUAUAUUUGGUAUGUGUAUAAAUAUUGUAUACAUGUCUAAUUUCUGACAAGCAUUUGAUUUCUUGGAUUGUGCAUGCAAAUGUUGGCGCAUGAUGAUUCAAGACAUCUGUUCUUGAUUUGAAUAAUUUGUACAGAAAGCAUGGUUAUUUGUAAAAAUGCAUAUAUUUGAAUCA